Molecule: messenger RNA, 681 nt
Organism: Cryptosporidium muris RN66
Lineage: Eukaryota; Apicomplexa; Conoidasida; Eucoccidiorida; Cryptosporidiidae
Product: reprolysin family zinc metalloprotease, putative
Exons: 1
Coding region: 1-681 (226 amino acids)
Biological process (GO): proteolysis
Molecular function (GO): metallopeptidase activity
Source: RefSeq, a predicted model, not a curated record
AUGACUAUUAUUUUAGCUUUAGUUGGAGCAUAUGAACCCCAAAUAAGUACAGAGUGUAUAAGUCAAGCUUAUAGAUGUCUACAAAAAAUAUAUAGCGGAGAUGUCAUCAUUGUAGCUGUUGGGAAUCACCACACUGAACAUAGGAAGGACUGUUUGUCAAUAAAAGUGAAAGGAAGGGAAAUUACCAAUUUUACUCAUUCAAACUCUAGCUAUACCAGUACUGAGAAAUAUUAUAAUCAAUUCCAAAUAUGGACUAGAUCUAUAUUUAGUAUAUUAUUAAAACUUAAAAGGAGAUUUGAACAGAUUUAUUCAAUAAAAGCAUCUUCAACAUCAACUUUAAUAAUAGGCUUAACAAGUGUUGACAUUUUCCCAUCAAAUCAGUACCACUUUUCUUAUGGUCAGACUGAUGCAGAAAAUGGGCUAGCUAUUGUGUCAGGUUAUAGAAUAUAUAAAAGGGGUGAUACUAAUAAUAGACUAGUUAAAGUUCUUCUUCAUGAGUACGGUCACUUAAUGAAAUUGACUCACUGUGAAUGCAGUUGUAUAAUGUCUAUUGUCUCUUCGUUAUCUGAGCUAGAUGAAAGGCCAUUAAAGUUUUGCUCUUCUUGUAUAAAUCAACUACUGCAAAACAAUGAAUCAGUAUCUCCAAAAAACCUACUAAUUCUAUCUCCAGGUAGUGAGUAA